Molecule: messenger RNA, 366 nt
Organism: Lodderomyces pseudojiufengensis
Lineage: Eukaryota; Fungi; Ascomycota; Pichiomycetes; Serinales; Debaryomycetaceae
Exons: 1
Coding region: 1-366 (121 amino acids)
Source: RefSeq, a predicted model, not a curated record
AUGAUCUAUUAUUCAACAAAACUUAUUACAUUUACUUGUUUAAUCACACAUAUAUUAAGUUUAAAUACUGAUAAUAAUCAAGACUUUCAACAGAACAUUUUAAAUUAUGAAGAACAUGAAAAUAAUAAUAAUACUUUAUCAUCAUCGGACUUAAUUAUUGUAAAUGCAAGUAUAUCGGAUUUAUUAGGUUAUAAAUUUGAUCCAAAAAUUGAUUUUUCUUCAAAUUGGAGUGGAUUAAAUGACACAGAAGUUGAAGAAAUUAAAAAGGCUGCAAAUUAUUUAUCAAAUGAUAAUGAUAAUGAUAACAAAGACUUGUUAAAUCAUCGAGUGUUUAUGGCAUAUAUUCUUUCUUUUAUAGUUGUGUAG